Teleopsis dalmanni is the source of this 1369-nucleotide messenger RNA. RefSeq names its product sodium-coupled monocarboxylate transporter 1-like. The record is from RefSeq and is a predicted model, not a curated record. Lineage: Eukaryota; Metazoa; Arthropoda; Insecta; Diptera; Diopsidae. Gene Ontology annotation, cellular component: membrane. Gene Ontology annotation, molecular function: symporter activity. Gene Ontology annotation, biological process: transmembrane transport; sodium ion transport.
GGGGGCAUUAAAGGUGUCAUAUGGACUGACGUACUACAAAGUCUUAUUAUGAUUAGUUCCAUUGCUUUUGUAGUUAUAAAGGGUACCAUGAAUUUGGGUGGUUUAGGUGUUGUAUAUGAGAGAAAUUUGGCAUCUGAUCGUUUAGUUGCACCAGAAAUGACAUUCGACCCCACUGUGCGUAUGAGUGUCCUCUCAGUUUUUGUUGGUGGCACUUUGUUUAAAUUACAGGGAAUUUGUAUAAGUCAGCCAGCAGUGCAACGUUUUUUAUCGCUGCCUAAUUUGAAGGCAGUUAAGAAAACCUUAAUUAGCUGUACUAUAGGUCUUAUAGGGCUCAUAGCGCUAUGUAUUUAUGCGGGUCUACUAACUUAUGCUGCGUAUUAUGAUUGCGAUCCAAUAACUACAAAGCUGGCGCGUGCUAAGGAUCAAGUUGUUCCAUUAUUUGUGAUGCAAAAUGUUGGCAUGUAUCCAGGCGUUACCGGACUUUUUGUAUCAGGUGUUUUUAGUGCAGCUUUAAGUUCACUAUCAACUUCAUUAAAUUCCAUAGCUGGUGUGGUGUUAAAAGAUUUUGUGGAACCGUUUCGUACGCAACCCUUAACUGAAAGACAGACAGCUAUACUGUUGCGUGUCGUUGUGAUGUGUUUUGGGCUACUAUCACUGGCAAUGGUAAGUGUGGUGGAAAAAUUAGGUAUGGUUAUGCAGUUAUCAGCCACAGUAGGCUCAAUGUCAGCUGGGCCCUUGUUAGGCAUAUUUACAGUAGGCAUGCUGUUGCCUUUUGUUAAUACCAAAAGUGUGCUUACUGGUUGUUUAGUAGCAGUUAGUAUCACUGGCUAUAUAGUUGUACGGGCACAAGUCGCUUUUGCAGCCGGAGAGGUUAUAUUCCCUACGAAACCAGUAUCUGUGGAUGGUUGUACUUAUGAGUUCGAUAGAAAUCUAUUAUUAAAUGCUAAUCUAAAUGGCACCACUCCUAAGAAACUUGACAGUCUGCAUAAUGUAUCCUUUUUAUGGUAUACUACAAUUGGCUCCACAUUAACCAUUCUUAUUUCAUUAAUAGCAACACUAUUUUUUGGAUCACAAGACACUAGUCAGGUGGAUCCUAUUUUAGUAGUUCCAUUUGUACGUAAGUUCAUGAAACCUUCAAAAUAUACGAGUAUGACUGCUGGUGGUAUUUGUAAAAAAGAUAAAUACAUGAAUAUGGAUUUGAAAGAAAUAAAAACGAAAUUGGCACAGAGCACAGAUUGAGCGUACAACAAACCUGCAAACUGUAUUGUCAGGAUAUUUUGUAUAUAUAAAGUUGAAAUACUUUAAAGUUGUAUGACACACAUCAGUGUAAUAUGUUAAAUUUACAAUUAAAAAGGCUUAAAAGAUAAUA